AUGACAAAGAAGCCAACAGUCGUCUUUUUGCCGGGCUCGUUUGCCUCCGACGAAAUUUAUUUCGAUGUCCGGGAUGCCGUGAUAAAACGUGGCGUCGAUGCCCGUGUACUUCCACUGCCUUCCGUGCGGCUCGGACCGGAUGAUCACCGACCACCGCCCAAUAUGUUCGAUGACGCCGCAGCUAUUUCCCAAGAGGUCGAGAGGCUUGCCGACGAGGGAAGAGACGUCAUUCUUGUCUCUAGCUCGUACUCUGGUGUUCCCAAGACGCAGAGCUGUGAGGGACUGGGAAGGGCCGAGCGGGAGCGCAAUGGCAAAAGUGGCGGCCUCGCUACACUUGCCUACAUGUCGGCAAUAAUUCCCCAACUAGAUCAAGCCUCAACCGAGAUUUUGGUUGAUGUGCCGCUGGACCAUGUUAUCCCAAUGGACUGCGAUGAUGAUGGAUGGUUGAAAAUAGACCCAAUUGACUACGCCCAUUCUGGGUUUUUAGUUUUUUCAAACCUUCCAAAGGACCAGCAGAUGGCAUGGGCGAGGAAGACCGCCCAACAUUCUUCCAAAGCCUUUGGUAGCAAGGUGACUUUUCUCAGUUACACGAUCCCAGAGGUCGCUCUUGAGGUACUCUUCAGCGAGAAUGAUAAAGUAAUUUCACCGAAGAAUCAGCGACUGGGCAUUGAAAGAUUGGAAAAGUAUUCUGGAAAGACAGUUGGAGUCACUUCUGUUGCUGGAGAUCAUGCCCCGCACAUUUCCAUGCAGGAACAGGUCGUCGACUGGCUUGUAAAGAUUGCAGAGACCUGUUAA
Clonostachys rhizophaga is the source of this 795-nucleotide messenger RNA. The record is from the annotation of a GenBank genome assembly. NCBI's taxonomy places the organism in Eukaryota, Fungi, Ascomycota, Sordariomycetes, Hypocreales, Bionectriaceae.